GAGCGGGUAGGCGGAACAUCCCGGCUCCCCCUUUCCCGAGACUCGGUUAACCCGCGGCUGCCCGCCCGGAGCCAGGAAACAAACUCAAGAGGAUGAAGCCUGAUAAAGGAAAGACUUUAACUAGAGAGAGAGACUAUGUGUACAAAUUCAGUGCUGGAAAUGAACAUUUGGUGAUUACCGUGCCUCUCAAAUUCCCUGUGCAAGAGAAUAUCAGUCAUUUGCAUGGACGUCUGAUGGUUCUGCACAACCUGCCAUGCUUUAUAGAAAAUGACCUGAAGCAAUCUCUUAGUAAAUUUGUAGAAGAGGAAACCAUAAAAGAUUAUGACAGAGAAGCUGAAGUGGCUCUGGAAGCAGUGAAAUCAGGAAAAGUAGACAUCAACCAGCUGGCAGAUACUUGGGCUAAAGCAUAUAAAGAGACAACAUUAGAACAUGCCAAACCUGAAGAAACCAGCUGGGAUGAAGAUUUUGCAGAUGUUUAUCAUGAUCUGAUCCAUUCUCCAGCUUCUGAAAUGCUGUUAAACCUGGAACACAAUUAUUUUGUUAGCAUUUCAGAAUUAAUAAGUGAAAGGGACGUGGAACUGAAAAAGCUACGUGAAAGGCAAGGAGCUGAAAUGGAUAAGGUGAUGCAGGAGCUUGGGAAGUCACUGACUGACCAGGAUGUGAAUUCCUUAGCAGCUCAGCAUUUUGAGUCUCAGCAGGAUUUGGAGAACAAAUGGACCAAUGAAUUAAAGCAGACUACUGCUAUCCAGAAGCAGGAAUAUCAGGAGUGGGUGAUAAAGCUUCAUCAGGACCUAAAGAAUCCUAACAACAGCUCAGUCAGUGAUGAAAUUAAAGUUCAACCCAGCCAGCUGAGGGAAUCUGUGGAAGGAAAUGGGAGAAUCUAUGAAGAGCAAAGGCUGUUAGAAGAAAGCUUUACUAUUCAUUUAGGAGCUCAGCUGAAGACCAUGCACAACCUGAGGCUGCUGAGAGCUGAUAUGUUGGAUUUCUGCAAACACAAGCGCAGUCACCGCAGUGGGGUGAAGCUGCACAGGCUUCAGACUGCAAUGUCCCUCUACUCAACUUCCCUAUGUGGUCUGGUGUUACUGGUGGAUAACAGGAUCAGCUCAUACAGCGGAAUCAAAAGAGAUUUUGCAACUGUUUGCCAAGAAUGCACAGAUUUCCAUUUUCUUGGAAUCCAAGAACAACUUGAAAUUGUCCAGAAAGUUGUGCUUAAGGCCAGAGCACAGCGUAGCAGCAAGACAAAAAGACACCACGAAAACAGAAUUGGUGGGAAUGAAGAUAAAUUAAAGAAUAUUGAACGAAACCAGUCGAACAUUUUACCGGGAGAGUUCUACAUCACACGGCACUCAAACCUCUCAGAAAUCCACGUUGCCUUUCACCUGUGUGUGGAUGACAACGUCAGGUCUGUGAAUGUGACUGCCCGCGACCCGGCCAUCAUGGGGCUCAGGAACAUCCUCAAGGUCUGCUGCACACACGACAUCACCACCAUCAGCAUUCCCCUCCUGCUGGUGCAUGAAAUGUCAGAAGCUUCUGCCACACCACAUGGUACUUGUAUCUACAUGGUGACCCAAAUUGAGGAGCUAGACCAAUUAAAAGCAUCUCAGCCAGCUGAAUCACUCGAAGUUUUUAUUCCCACCCCUCCUUUUGGACAAUUCACUUCCUGGAUCUAUCUCACUGCAGUGGUACAAGUAUUAAUAGAAGAUGGGACUACACAGCUGGGAGCUCUUGCUUAGAAGCUCUACCUUCAGAGCUGCUGAUGCAGUAGUGAUACCAGAUUCCCUCUUUUUAUUAUCAUUAGCUGUAAACAUUAAAACUAAAUUUUGGGAGCAGCAGAACUGGCAAAGCUUGACUUAGAGUUCUGUAGAUCUAAACACUACCUUGGCCUUCUGUAAAUCUUCUACCACCUCAGCCCUACACAAGAGCAACCAAAUUUCACCUUCACUUUGAACUGUCUCUUCCUUCACUGCCUAAUUUCUGUCCUUGUUUCCUCUUUAAGUCCCCUCAAAUACUGUCUGGGUAAGAGGCAGCAUAUUGCUGAUGCUCUUGGUGUUCUUACUUAACUGUGCUGAGUUUUGUAUUUUCUUCUGUAGUGGCACUCUGAUGUAGGCCUUGUCUCGCAAUCAGCUGUAACA
Molecule: messenger RNA, 2132 nt
Organism: Pyrgilauda ruficollis (rufous-necked snowfinch)
Lineage: Eukaryota; Metazoa; Chordata; Aves; Passeriformes; Passeridae
Gene: FERRY3
Product: chromosome unknown C12orf4 homolog
Exons: 12
Coding region: 93-1733 (546 amino acids)
Biological process (GO): regulation of mast cell degranulation
Cellular component (GO): cytoplasm
Source: RefSeq, a predicted model, not a curated record